Messenger RNA from Nilaparvata lugens (brown planthopper), 743 nucleotides. RefSeq lists its product as uncharacterized. Lineage: Eukaryota; Metazoa; Arthropoda; Insecta; Hemiptera; Delphacidae. The coding region runs from base 454 to 735 and encodes 93 amino acids. The record is from RefSeq and is a predicted model, not a curated record. The transcript has a single exon.
CCUAGCGGUUCCGGGGGGAAGAAAAAGGCAUACUAUUUAGAAAAUGCCAUGCAGUUUUGCCUGCCAUUCAUCAAAACAGUAAUUCCCCCUCUCCGGGAAACUUGCCUCCACAACCCAGCAAUAUUCAGUCUACAGUUCAUGAAAUUGAAGGUUCUGAAACCCAAAUUGAUGACCCCAUUCAGUUGGAAAUCAAUCCUACAGACAAAGGCCACUUUUCCCCAGAAAUGUCUCCCUCAAUUUUAAAGGAUUCCCAACAGGCAGUGGAAAUGCAAUCCACAAGUUCAACAUCAAGCAAUAGACCUACUUCUCAAAUCCCAAAAAAAAGCCAAAAAUGCUGCGACCAUAGUGGACCAAACGGUAGCAGAGUACUUCAGGGAAAAAAAGGCGAAGCUACUAUCAAAACCUGAGGCCGAUGCUACCAAUAAGAAAAUUGAUCGACAUCAGGGGAUCAAGAUGUUUCUGCUCAGCUUGAUUCCAGAAUCAGAAGAAUUGAGUGAUGCACAACUCAAACUUUUCAAGCGACACGUGUUGAGAGUGAUUGAUGGCAUAAGUUUCUCGGGACAUCAACAACAGAAUCCACGGUCCUCAUCAGGCCUCACCAUCCUCACCUCACCGACGAUGUCCGACUCAAGAGAUUCACAAAUAGACUUGACUCACAUGUCGUCUGAUGUAAAUAUCCAAACUGCAUAUUUUUAUAACGCUUUUUCACAAGGUCUCAAUAGCUCAAAAAUGUAAAUACUCAA